AUGCCGUCCAUCAGACAACGCCACUCUGUCACAGCCUCCAAGUACCAUGAUGUUUGUGCGUUAAGAACUGCCUCUGUACACCACGGGGUAUCAAGCGACAUCACUACUAACCACCAUGCUUACGACAAACUCCCCGUUACCGUGUCACCCAGUAGCCACCCCAUCGGCUUGCCCUGGCGUCAGCCACCACCUAGACCAUCAGUACCCAAGCCGUAG
Babesia bigemina is the source of this 216-nucleotide messenger RNA. RefSeq lists its product as hypothetical. Bases 1 to 216 code for a protein of 71 amino acids. The transcript has a single exon. The record is from RefSeq and is a predicted model, not a curated record. Lineage: Eukaryota; Apicomplexa; Aconoidasida; Piroplasmida; Babesiidae.